Choloepus didactylus (southern two-toed sloth) is the source of this 642-nucleotide messenger RNA. Its product is annotated as zinc finger protein 568. Lineage: Eukaryota; Metazoa; Chordata; Mammalia; Pilosa; Megalonychidae. The record is from RefSeq and is a predicted model, not a curated record. Gene Ontology annotation, biological process: regulation of DNA-templated transcription.
AUGGGCACUGUGCUGUUCCAGGGGUCAGUGUCAUUCAAGGACAUGGCUGUGGGCUUCACCCGGAAAGAGUGGCAGCAGCUGGACCCUGCACAGAGGACCCUGUACAGGGACGUGAUGCUGGAGAAGUACGGGCACCUGCUCUCCGUGGGCUGUGAAGUCACCAAGCCAGCCGUGAUCUCCAGGUUGGAGCAGGGGGAGGCACCGUGGAUGCAGGAGGAGGACGUCCUCAGGUGGAGCUGUGCAGAAGAAAUUUGGCAAGUUGUUAACCAAGUAGUUAGACAACAGCGACACCAACACAUUUCAUUCCUAGAUAAGAAAUCAUUGACCAAAGAGGGGCACCAUGAAUGUAAAGCAUGUGGAAAAACAUUCUGUCAGAACACAAAUCUUGUUUCUUCAAGACCGUCAGUCUAUCAGUGUGACUCAUAUGGGAAAAGUUCAAAAUGUCAUGCAGACUCACUUAGCUCUGACACCUACCUUGCAAGAAAGAAAUUUGAGUUUAAUGAACAUGGGAAGUUAUUUCUCUAUUCUAAGCUUGAAAAUGCACAUUCUGGAGUGCAUCCCUGUGAGUGUAGCCUGCGUAUAACAUCUUCCACCUGUGACUGAACUCUCAAUACAAAUCAAGGAGGUGACAGUGGUGAGAAA